Aspergillus chevalieri is the source of this 3630-nucleotide messenger RNA. RefSeq names its product DDB1/RSE1 family protein (gene RSE1). Gene Ontology annotation, biological process: mRNA splicing, via spliceosome. Lineage: Eukaryota; Fungi; Ascomycota; Eurotiomycetes; Eurotiales; Aspergillaceae. The transcript has 4 exons. The record is from RefSeq and is a predicted model, not a curated record. Gene Ontology annotation, cellular component: nucleus; U2 snRNP. Gene Ontology annotation, molecular function: U2 snRNA binding; protein binding. Bases 1 to 3630 code for a protein of 1209 amino acids.
AUGGCUACCACGUCGCAUAUGUUUAUGUACUCUUUGACGAUCCAGCCCCCGACUGCGAUCACCCAAGCCAUUCUAGGUCAGUUUGCUGGGACCAAGGAGCAGCAGAUUGUCACGGCCUCGGGCUCGAAGUUGACGAUUCACCGUCCCGACCCUACCCAGGGCAAGAUCACUCCGCUUUAUACACAGGAUGUCUUUGGGAUCAUUCGGACCUUGGCUGCGUUCCGAUUGGCCGGAAGUUCUAAAGAUUAUAUCAUCAUUGGCUCUGAUUCGGGCCGCAUCACAAUCAUUGAAUAUGUGCCAUCGCAAAAUCGGUUUAGCCGGAUCCAUCUCGAAACCUUUGGCAAGUCGGGCGUCCGGCGUGUUGUCCCGGGUCAGUAUCUGGUGGCCGAUCCGAAGGGUAGAGCGUGCAUGAUCGCUUCCGUGGAGAAGAACAAGCUGGUCUAUGUGUUGAAUCGGAACUCGCAGGCCGAGCUGACGAUUUCUUCGCCACUCGAAGCCCACAAGCCACAGACGUUGGUCUUCGCGAUGGUGGCAUUAGACGUCGGGUAUGAAAACCCCGUCUUUGCGGCUCUCGAGAUGGACUAUGGCGAGUCGGAUCAGGAUCCGACAGGCCAGGCAUACGAAGAGGCUGAAAAGUCUUUAGUAUACUACGAGCUCGAUUUGGGGUUGAACCAUGUUGUUCGCAAGUGGUCGGACCCAGUUGAUCGGACGGCAAACAUGCUCUUCCAGGUGCCCGGAGGGGCGGAUGGUCCCAGUGGUGUGCUGGUAUGCGGAGAAGAUAACAUUACCUACCGACACUCGAACCAGGAUGCGUUCAGAGUCCCCAUUCCCCGUCGCUCAGGCCCUACCGAAAACCCAGAGCGCAAGCGUACGAUCACGGCCGGUGUGAUGCACAAAAUGAGAGGCGCGUUCUUCUUCCUUUUGCAGUCCGAAGACGGCGAUCUUUUCAAGGUCACGAUCGACAUGGUGGAAGACGACAAUGGUCAGCUCACCGGCGAAGUGAAGAGGUUGAAGAUCAAAUACUUUGACACCGUUCCGCUUGCUUCCCAUCUGUUGAUCCUCAAGAGCGGCUUCCUUUACGUUGCUAGCGAAUCCGGAAAUCACCAAUUUUACCAGUUCGAAAAAUUGGGUGAUGAUGACGAGGAGAUGGAGUUUACCAGUGACUCGUUCCCGGCAGAUCCCACCAUUCCGUACGAGCCAGUCUACUUUAACCUCAGGGGUGCGGAGAAUCUCAAUCUUGUGGAUUCUAUCAACUCUCUGAAUCCGCUGAUCGACAGCAAAGUCAUCAACAUGUUUGAGGACGACGCACCACAAAUCUACGCAGUGUGCGGAACUGGAGGGCACAGCAGCUUUAGAACGCUGAAGCAUGGAUUGGAAGUUUCGGAGAUCGUCGAGUCGGAGCUCCCUAGUGUCCCGUCGGCCGUCUGGACGACAAAGCUUACUCGAACGGACGAGUUCGAUGCCUACAUUAUUCUCUCAUUCGCCAACGGUACCUUGGUUUUGAGUAUUGGUGAAACCGUGGAGGAAGUUACGGAUACCGGGUUCCUUUCCACGGCACCUACGCUGGCGGUUCAACAGCUUGGCGAGGACUCGUUGAUUCAGAUCCACCCUCGAGGCAUUCGUCACAUUCUCGCGGACCGACGGGUGAACGAAUGGCCUGCCCCGCAGCAUCGGUCGAUCGUGGCAGCCGCGACCAAUGAGCGCCAGGUCGCUGUGGCGUUGAGCUCCGGCGAGAUUGUCUACUUCGAGAUGGAUGUCGAUGGAACUCUCGCUGAAUACGAUGAGAGACGGCAAAUGUCUGGUACCGUCACGGCUCUCAGCUUGGGCGAGGUUCCCGAAGGUCGUGUUCGCAGCUCGUUUUUGGCAGUCGGGUGUGACGACUCGACAGUCCGCAUUUUGAGUUUGGACCCUGACUCGACGUUGGAAAACAAGUCUGUGCAGGCGUUGACUUCCGCUCCGUCCGCGUUGAAUAUCAUGUCCAUGGCUGACUCGAGUUCGGGUGGUACUACUCUGUAUUUGCACAUUGGUCUGUACUCUGGUGUCUAUCUUCGGACCGUCCUGGACGAGGUGACGGGAGAGCUUUCUGACACUCGGACACGGUUCCUUGGUGUCAAGCCGGUUAAGCUGUUCCGCGUUUCUGUCAAGGGCCAGACAGCUGUUCUAGCUCUGAGCUCCCGGCCAUGGCUGGGGUACUCCGAAAUCCAGACGAAGGGUUUCAUGCUCACUCCUCUGGACUAUGUUGGUCUUGAGUGGGGAUGGAACUUUUCCAGCGAGCAGUGUGUAGAGGGAAUGGUCGGUAUUCAGGGCCAAAACUUAAGGAUCUUCUCUAUUGAACGCCUGGACAACAACAUGCUGCAAGAGUCGAUCCCUCUCACAUACACCCCCAGACGCUUCUUGAAGCACCCCGAGCAACCGCUGUUCUACGUCAUCGAAUCGGACAACAACACACUGGCAGCAGCGACCAAACAACGGUUGGUGGAAGAUGCACAGUCGCGUGAUGCCGAUGUGUCGGUCCCACCGCCGGAGGAUUUUGGACACCCCCGUGCCACAGGACACUGGGCGUCAUGCGUCCAAGUGGUCGACCCGGUGGUAACCAAGUCUGUGAUCUCGAGCAUCGACCUCGAGGACAAUGAAGCUGCUGUCAGUAUUGCCGCGGUCCCAUUUACAAGCCAGGACGAUGAGACGUUCCUUGUGGUGGGUACUGCUAAGGACAUGUCGGUCAGCCCGCCGUCAUCGUCUGGUGGCUACAUCCACAUUUACCGUUUCCAGGAAGAUGGACGGGAGCUGGAGUUUAUCCACAAGACCAAGGUUGAGGAGCCGCCGCUAGCGCUUCUUUCAUUCCAAGGCCGUCUGGCUGCGGGUAUCGGCCCGGUUCUCCGGAUCUACGAUCUGGGUAUGAAGCAACUGCUCCGAAAAUGUCAGGCGCCGGUUGUUCCGAAGAUGAUUGUCGAUCUGCAGACACAAGGAAGUCGUAUUGUGGUCAGCGACAUUCGCGAGAGUGUAACGUACGUUGUGUACAAGUACCAGGAGAACGUUCUCAUUCCGUUUGUGGAUGACUCCGUGCCACGAUGGACCACGGCAACGACCAUGGUGGACUACGAGACGACAGCAGGCGGAGACAAGUUCGGCAACAUUUGGCUGGUGCGGUGUCCCAGGAAGACGUCAGAUGAAUCAGACGAAGACGGUUCCGGGGCGCAUCUGCUGCACGAGCGCGGGUACCUGCAUGGUACAGCCAACCGUUUAGAGCUGAUGGUGCACGUGUACAGCCAAGACAUCCCGACCAGCCUGCAGCGCUCGCAGCUGGUGGCCGGUGGCCGGGACAUUCUGGUAUGGACCGGGUUCCAGGGAACAAUCGGGAUGUUGGUGCCGUUCAUCAGCCGGGAGGACGUUGACUUCUUCCAGAGUCUGGAGAUGCAGCUGGCCGCGCAGGAUGCACCGCUGGCGGGACGAGACCACUUGAUCUACCGGAGCUACUACGCGCCGGCGAAGGGCGUUAUUGAUGGGGACCUGUGCGAGCGGUAUUUCUUAUUGCCUAAUGACAUGAAGAUGAUGAUAGCGGCGGAACUGGAUCGGUCGGUCAGGGAGAUCGAGCGGAAGAUAUCGGAUAUGCGGACGCGGGUCGCGUACUAG